AUGGCCGACAUCGCCCAGCAUGCAUCCAACACCUUGGUGCAGAACGGCGACCAGGCUGGUCUCGGCACCGAUGCCGCUCAGGACCUAGGUAGGGAGCUGUGCGAACAGACCAGGGCUUCGAGGAUACAGCUGACUUUGGCUCCAGGUGUCGUGCAGAUUGACCCAUGGCUCUCGCCAUUCCAGGACGCUCUGAAGAGAAGAGUUUCCAAGGCCAAGGACUGGAUCAAGAAGAUAGAUGAGACAGAAGGUGGCCUGACCAAGUUCACCAAGGCAUGUUGCCCUUUCUCUCUCUCUCUUUCUGGCACUGAUAUAUUCGGACUCAAUGUUGAUAAGGAUAACAAUGUCGUUUAUCGAGAGUGGGCUCCCAACGCCCAGCAGGCUUUCCUUAUCGGGGAUUUCAACGGUUGGAAUCGUGACUCCCAUCCCAUGAAGAAGAACGAUUUCGGUGUGUUCGAGAUCACAGUUCCACCUAACGAGCAUGGUCAAGUUGCAAUCCCUCAUAAUUCCAAGAUCAAGAUUUCACUGGUUCUUCCAGACGGCAACAGAAUCGAUCGUCUCCCGGCUUGGAUCAAGUAUGUUACACAAGAUCUCUCGGUGUCGCCUGCAUACGACGCUAGAUUCUGGAAUCCUCCCCAGGUGGAGAAGUACACGUUCAAGCACCCUCGCCCAAAGAAACCUCUCAGUGCUCGCGUGUAUGAAGCACACGUCGGCAUAUCGUCGCCGGAGCUCAGAGUAGCCACUUACAAGGAGUUCACCAAGAACAUGCUCCCAAGAAUCAAGUCGCUUGGCUACAAUGUCAUACAGUUGAUGGCCGUCAUGGAGCACGCCUACUAUGCCAGUUUUGGCUAUCAGGUCAACAACUUCUUCGCCGCCAGUAGCAGAUAUGGCCCUCCCGAGGAUUUGAAGGAGCUGAUCGACACUGCCCACAGCCUGGGCCUUGUUGUGUUGCUGGAUGUUGUUCACAGCCAUGCCUCGAAGAAUGUCCUUGAUGGCUUGAAUGAGUUUGAUGGCACCGACCAUCAGUACUUCCACGGGGGAAGCCGGGGAAAGCACGACCAGUGGGACAGCCGGAUUUUCAACUAUGGUCACCACGAAGUCAUGCGUUUCCUUCUAAGCAAUCUGCGAUUCUGGAUGGACGAGUACCAGUUCGAUGGUUUCAGAUUCGAUGGCGUGACAAGCAUGCUCUACCUUCACCAUGGCUUGGGGACAGGCUUUUCUGGUGGCUACCACGAAUACUUCGGCUCAGAUGUCGAUGAGGAGGCGGUGGUUUAUCUCAUGCUUGCCAAUGAAAUGCUCCACGAGCUCUACCCGGAGUGCAUCACUGUUGCCGAAGAUGUGUCGGGAAUGCCAGCUCUGGGCGUGCCACUUUCCUUGGGAGGCGUAGGAUUCGAUUAUCGCCUCGCCAUGGCCAUUCCCGACAUGUGGAUCAAAAUUCUCAAGGAAAAGAAAGACGAGGAUUGGGACCUGGCCAACAUCUGUUUCACGUUGACCAACAGGCGACAUGGGGAGAAGUGCAUCGCUUACUGUGAAAGUCAUGACCAAGCCCUGGUCGGAGACAAGACCUUGAUCUUCCACCUCUGUGAUGCCGAGAUGUACACAAACAUGUCGACCCUCACUCCCCUGACGCCCGUGAUUGCCCGAGGCAUGGCUUUGCACAAGAUGAUCCGUCUCCUCACAAACGCUCUUGGCGGCGAGGGCUACCUCAAUUUCGAGGGCAAUGAAUUUGGCCACCCCGAAUGGCUCGACUUUCCUCGAGAGGGGAACCAGAACUCGUUCUGGUACGCCCGGCGGCAGCUUAACCUCACGGAUGAUAACUUGUUGAGGUACCAAUUUCUCGACCACUUCGACAGACUGAUGAACCUCUGCGAAGCGAAAUACGGCUGGCUGCACUCUGCGCAGGCGUACAUCUCGCUGAAGCACGAUGGAGACAAGGUGAUUGUCUUUGAGCGUGCAGGUUUGGUUUUUGUGUUCAACUUCCACCCAACCAACAGUUACACCGACUAUCGGAUUGGAGUAGAUGUUGAAGGAACAUAUAAAAUUGUCCUAAACACGGAUGACAAGGACGUGGGUGGGUUCAACUCGAUUGACGCCAACACCAGGUUCUUCACCACUCCGCUGGAAUGGAAUAACCGCAAGAACUGGACACAUGUCUACAUCCCAUCUCGGAGUGCCAUUGUUCUUGCACUCGAGUCGACCACCACAUGA
Diaporthe amygdali is the source of this 2205-nucleotide messenger RNA. RefSeq names its product alpha-glucan branching enzyme. Gene Ontology annotation, molecular function: cation binding; 1,4-alpha-glucan branching enzyme activity; hydrolase activity, hydrolyzing O-glycosyl compounds. The transcript has 8 exons. Gene Ontology annotation, biological process: glycogen biosynthetic process. Bases 1 to 2205 code for a protein of 734 amino acids. Lineage: Eukaryota; Fungi; Ascomycota; Sordariomycetes; Diaporthales; Diaporthaceae. Gene Ontology annotation, cellular component: cytoplasm. The record is from RefSeq and is a predicted model, not a curated record.